CCCGGAAGUACUUGUUUUUAUCUAAGGAGGUCAAAAUGGCGACUCGCUGCAUGUGAAGGGGUCGUAACGGGAACCGGUUUUAUGAUUCGAGAUCAUGUAUAAAACACCAUGUAGCAGGCUGUCAGGUUUUGUUGGUGUAAGUGUGAAACAGAAACUAGCUCGAAAUGUUCCUCGAUGCAACCAGAUUGCUCGCAGCCUUAUUCAGUUGCACAGAAGAGAUCCUUCAAACUGGCUGACGUAUCAACAUUUUAACUUCCUCAAACGUCAGUAUGUUUCAAAGAACACGAGUGAGCUUCACCAGCGAGCCAUCCCCAAACAAGCACCUGUCCUGACUAUUGUGGAUGAGAGAGAUGACAGUGUUGAAAGACAAGUGGAGCGAGUACCAACCAUCAAUCCUGCAGCUACAGAUGCUGGUCCACAGGCAGAGGAUGCAACCCAUAAGCCUCAAGAUAAACUCUCCAUCUUGAAGCACACUGCAGAAAAUGCAACAGCGCAGAAUGUUUCCGUUUCCCAUAUGACUGGAACUCCAGAUGAGCCUCCACAUGUCCAGGUUGAGACUGAAGAAGAAAAACAGGCACGUCUAGAUAGACAGUGGAAGCAGUUGAAGGUUGAUAGGGCUGACUUACCGGAUAUCUAUGCAAGACUUUCAAAAAUUAAACUAACAGCUCUGGUGGUUACAACUGCAGCUGCCGGCUUUGCAAUGGCUCCGGUGCCCUUUGAUCCAGUCAUGUUUUUCGUGUCAUCUUUGGGAACAGGCCUUGCCUCUUGUGCUGCCAAUUCAAUUAACCAGUACUUCGAGGUGCCCUUUGACUCCAACAUGAACAGAACAAAGAACCGUCCGCUCGUCAGAGGACAGAUCAGCCCCCUCCACGCAGUGUCCUUUGCUCUGGCCUGUGGAGUGCCAGGAGUCGCUCUGCUCACGCUGGCAGUAAACCCCUUGACAGGCUUCCUGGGCGCCCUCAACAUCUUUCUCUACACCUGUUGCUACACACCGCUCAAGAGACUCAGCAUCACCAACACGUGGGUGGGUGCCGUUGUGGGGGCGAUACCUCCUGUGAUGGGCUGGACUGCGGCCACAGGUUGUCUGGAGCCAGGUGCUUUGUUGCUGGGUGGUUUCCUGUACAGCUGGCAGUUUCCCCACUUCAACGCCCUCAGCUGGAACUUGAGGGAAGACUACUCCCGUGGUGGCUAUCGAAUGAUGUCCGUCACCCACCCUGCCAUGUGCAAGCGGGUGGCCCUACGGCACAGCCUCGGUCUGAUUGGUCUGUCAACUUUAGCGCCCGUGCUGGAUGUCACCACCUGGACCUUCCCCAUCAUCUCCUUACCCAUCAACCUGUACAUCAGCUACCUGGCCUUCCGGUUCUACCACAAGGGAGACCGCAGCAGCGCCCGAAAGCUGUUCUUUUGCAGCCUCUGGCACCUGCCCAUGCUGCUGCUGCUGGCACUCACUUGUAAAAAGUAUAGCAGUAAUCAGGAGGGCGCCGCUCUACCUCGGGCCUUUUUACCCCUCACAUUUCCAGCCAGCUAAUUUCAUAGAUAACCCAUGACAUCAAAGACAGCUGUGGGACCCUCAUUUUAACCACAAUACUCCUUUAGUGGCUUACUUCAGUUGGACGGGAAUGUGAUCGGUGCUGACUUUCAUAUCAGGACAUGAGCUGGAAGCGGUAGCUGAAUUACAGAAAACACACUGAAUUAUUACAUCAGGUUGUAAUCAUUUGAAUGUGUGUGUACUGUAUAUAUAUAUUCUGUAUUUAUUUAUAACGGGGCCCACUAGUUGAUCUCUCUUUUACAUGACUGAUGUUGACAUACUGUAGAGUAUAAAUUGUACAAAUGCAAAAAUCAAAUCAUCAAACGAAAUGUUUUAUUUUCAGUCAGUGUGUAUAAAAACAGGACGAAUCAAAGUUUAUCCGGAAGCUGCAGCAUAGCAGUUAUGUCGACUUUUGCUCGACUUUCACUUGAUCCCUGAUACUUGACGGUUAAUAGGCCUUGUUGCGUUUUGCUUUUACACUGAUGGGUCUCGAUUCGUUAACACGAUGCUUUAAUUCCACAUGGUUUGCCUGCACCAAAACAAAGGGAAGGCUUUCACCCCUGUAAGGAACAAGGGCAAAUGCUCUCUGACAAUAAAUACGUCAUGAUCGUGA
Molecule: messenger RNA, 2141 nt
Organism: Haplochromis burtoni (Burton's mouthbrooder)
Lineage: Eukaryota; Metazoa; Chordata; Actinopteri; Cichliformes; Cichlidae
Gene: cox10
Product: protoheme IX farnesyltransferase, mitochondrial
Exons: 7
Coding region: 95-1528 (477 amino acids)
Biological process (GO): heme biosynthetic process
Cellular component (GO): mitochondrion; mitochondrial membrane
Molecular function (GO): protoheme IX farnesyltransferase activity
Source: RefSeq, a predicted model, not a curated record